AGCCUGCAGCAAUACAGACGCAGGUCUUCAGCCACCCAGUGCCUGCAAGGAGAUUGUAGCCACCCCAAAGUCCGUUUGCAGUUGGAGGCAUGGGGUCUCCAGCAGCCCUGCCCUGCCUGCUCCUUCUCAUCCUGCACCUCACAGCUGGAGGAUCAGCAGUGCUGCAUUACGUGGUCACGUCCCCAGCUGUGAUCUACCACCCCCACACAGCGACGCUGUGGGUCCAUCUCAGCGAACUCCCCCAGCCUGCCCAGGUGACCGUCCAGCUGCAGAGAGCAGGGGGGGCUGGCAACAUCACCCUGCUGGAGAGGAAGGUGCAGGAGCCUCACGUGCAUCUGAAUGUCACCUUCAUCGCUCCAGCCCCCUCCAAGGGGAAGGAGGAAAUCGUGGAUCUGCACGUCUCAAUCCAGGGAGAUUCCCUGGAUGUCUCCAAAAAGAAGAAGGUGAUGCUGAGAGCCCUGGAGCCUGGGAUCUUCAUACAGACAGACAAGGCUGUCUACAAGCCUGGGCAGCAAGUGAAGUUUCGAAUCGUCUCUUUGGAUAAAGACUUCGUUGCCAGUGACAAGCAGCUGCCCCUCGUGUUCCUGAAGGACCCCAGAGGGAACCGCAUCGCGCAGUGGCGAGACGUGAGCCCGCGGCAGGGCAUUGUGGACCUGUCCCUCCCGCUGGCCGCGGAGCCAGCCCUGGGCACAUACACCAUUGAGGUGGAGGGGAAGACUCGCUCCUUCAGCGUGGAGGAAUACGUGCUGCCCAAGUUCGAGGUGACCAUUGACGUCCCCCCCAUCGUGCUGGAGAAAGACAAGAAGCUUCGGGUGGAGAUUUGUGGGAGGUACACCUAUGGGAAACCCGUCCAGGGGAAGGUCCAGGCCACCGUGUGCAGGCCCUUCUUGUUCGGCUGGGUGAUGUACGUUCCUGGGCAAUCCUCACCAAGGACAAACUGCAUCGAGGUUGGCGGGCAGACCGAGAAGAACGGCUGCUUUUCGACAGAAGUUUUGAUGGCUUCCUUCAACCAGACCAACGGCAGGCUUCAGAAGCGCGUGCAAGUCAAGGCGUCAGUGGUGGAGGAGGGGACAGGGCUGGAGAUGAACAACACAAAGAGCUUUGACAUUUUGCCUGAAAUCUACAAGGUUACCUUCGAGAACACCGAAGGCUUUUACAAGCGUGGGAUUCCCUACACCGGGACGAUGCGGCUGGAGGGACCUGGUGGCUCUGUCCCCAAGGAGAAGCAGCUGGUGCUCAUCGUUCGCCAUCAAGGAGAAGCUACAAGACACAGCUUCCUGACUGACACGUCGGGGAGAGCCUCCUUCGAGCUGGACACCUCUGGUUGGACUGGCACUGUCACCCUGCGUGGUCAAGUCAAUGAGUCGGCUCACACCCAGGAGAGCAGUGGCUCGUCACCCCUCUAUGGCAGCUUUGCGGACCUGCGCCCCUUCGUUUCGAAGAGCCAGAGCUUCCUGCACAUUCACAGGCUGGAGAGCAAGCUGCCCUGCAGCCAGCCCCAGCAGCUCCAGGUGGAUUACAUCUUCAACAAGGAAGCCUUGGGGACUGAGCUGCAGAGACUGGAUGUGGUCUUCCUGGUCAUGGCCAAGGGGACCAUUGCCACCAUCCUCAGGAAGGAGCUGCCCGUGGAGGCAGGGCUGAGAGGCUCCUUCUCCCUGGAACUGCCUGUUGGCCCCGAGCUGGCGCCCAUGGCCACGGUGCUGUGCUAUGCGGUGCUGCACAGCGGCGAGAUGGUGGCUGACAGCACCAAGCUCAGCCUGGCCAAGUGCCUCCCCAACAAGGUGAAGCUGGCCUUUUCGGAGGAACGGGCGCUGCCUGGCUCGGCGCUGAGGCUGGAGCUGGAGGCAGCCCCGAGUUCCCUGUGUGCCAUCCGUGCCGUGGACCGGAGCGUGCUGCUCUUGAAACCUGAGGCUGAGCUCAGCAUGGAGGAGAUCUACAAACUCCUGCCCAAUUUUGACUCCCCUGGAAGCAUUCGAGACCCAGAGCCCUGUUCACCUUUCUGGAGACAUCCCCGCUUAUCCCGCACCCCACCUAUGAGAAACACAGACGUUUUUCUCCAUUCAAGGAGGUAUUUUUUACCUCCACCUUUCUGGGAAAAUUUCCAGGUGGACGCCUACAAGUUAUUUCAGGACGCAGCACUGAAACUUCUCACCAAUGCCAAGAUCAGGACUGCUUGCGAAGAGUGGUUCGACAUGCCUGACUUACCUGACAUGGGCUUUGUGGGUCCUACAGGUCGGCGUCCUCACAAAGCACUCGGUAGAGAGGGGCUGGGCAGGGGUGUCCCCUCUCCUGAUAACAUAAUGUUCUCUUCCGGAUAUCUGAUGAAAAAUAGGAUGGGUAUCCCUGCUGUCGUCAGCCGUACCUUAGAGGUACCUCCCAUCCAGGAGGAGCCACCGGCUCCGCGGUCGUACUUCCCAGAGACGUGGCUGUGGGACCUGGUCCCCGUGGGGGAGGAGGGCUCCGUGGAGGUGCCGGUGACGGUGCCCGAUGCCAUCACGGAGUGGACAGCCGGGAUGUUCUGCACGGCGCCCACGGGCUUGGGGAUAGCCCCUACCGUCACCCUCUUGACCUUCAAGCCCUUCUUCGUGGAGCUGGCGCUGCCCUAUGCCGUGACCCGGGGCGAAGCCUUCACCCUGACCGCCACCGUCUUCAACUACCUGCGGCAGUGCCUGCGGGUUCGGGUGACGCUGGCGGAGUCGGCGGAGCUGGAGGUGUCAGAGACCGCGGGCGGGACAUACAGCGGCUGCGUCUGUGCGGAUGAAGCCAGGACCUUCCGGUGGGAUGUGAAAGCCACCAGCCUGGGGGAGGUGAACAUCACCAUCAGCACCGAGGCCAUAAACUCAGAGGAGCUCUGUGGUAAUGAGGAGCCUGUGGUGCCAGCCCAGGGACGCGUGGACACCGUGAUAAAGCCCUUGCUGGUGCAGCCCGGGGGCAUCCUGGUGGAGAAGGCGCACAGCUCCCUGCUCUGCCAGGAAGCCGCUGAAGAAGUCUCCCUGAAGCUUCCUGCAAACAUCUUGGAGGGCUCCCAGCGAGCCCACGUCACCGUGAUGGGCGACAUCAUGGGCAACGCGCUGCAGAACGUGGACCGCCUCCUGGCCAUGCCCUAUGGCUGCGGGGAGCAGAACAUGGUCCGCUUCGCCCCCAACAUCUACAUCCAGCAGUACCUGGAGAAGAGCGGGCAGCUGACCCCUGACAUCCGUGCCAAGGCGCAGGGCUUCCUGCAGAGCGGGUACCAGCGAGAGCUGCUCUACAAGCACGCUGACGGCUCUUACAGUGCUUUUGGGGAGAGCGAUGCCAGCGGCAACACCUGGCUGACGGCAUUUGUCCUCAAGUCCUUCGGGCAAGCCAGAGCCUACGUGGCCAUCGAGGAACAGCACAUCACGGAUGCUCUGCGCUGGCUGCAGAGUCAGCAGCUGAAGACGGGAUGCUUCCGCAGUGUGGGCAAGCUCUUCAACAAUGCCCUGCAGGGCGGUGUAUCGGAUGAGCUCUCGCUGUCGGCUUAUGUCACGGCUGCGCUGCUGGAGCUGGGGGCGUCCCCAAUGGAACCCAUGGUGAGCUUGGCCCUGGAGUGCCUGGAGGCUUCGAGCACCGACGACCUCUACACGCAGGCCCUGCUGGCCUACGUCUGCGGGCUGGCGGGGCGCGAGGAGCAGCGCCAAGCCCGGCUGCAGAGCCUUGUGCAGCGCGGCGUCAGCACAGAGGGGCAGCUCUUCUGGCAGAGGAAGGGGAAGGCUCUGCCCACGGAGUCCCUCUGGGCUGCGGCCGCGCCGGCAGAGGUGGAGAUGACCGCCUAUGUCCUCCUGGCACACCUGACCCAGCCCCAGGUGUCCUCCACCGACCUGGCCAGAGCCUCCCAAAUUGUCCGCUGGCUCAGCAGGCAGCAAAACCCCUACGGGGGCUUUGCCUCCACGCAGGACACCGUAGUGGCCCUGCAGGCUUUGGCCAAGUACGCCACUCUGACGUAUGGCAGCAACGGGGACUUCGUGGUGACGGUGACAGCCCCGGGGGGCUCCACGCAGGACUUCGUGCUGGACGCGAGCAAUCGGCUGGUGCUGCAGCGGGCAGCCCUGCACGAGCUGCCGGGGCUGUACGCGGUGCAAGCCCGCGGGCAGGGCUGCGCCCUGGUGCAGGUGACCCUGCGCUACAACGUGCCACCACCGCCCAGCGCGGGGACGUUCGACCUCCGUGUGGAGACCGAGCCCAAGACGUGUAGUGCGGACGCCAGUGCCCGCUUCCGCCUCCUCCUCCGGGCACGGUACACCGGGGAGCGCCCCACCACCAACAUGGCUGUCAUCGAGGCCAAGCUGCCGUCUGGCUACAUCCCGGACAAGGGCUCGGUGGUGGAGCUGAAGAGGCAGAAGCUGGUGAAGAAGGUGGAGGUGCAGACCGACCAGGUGACAAUUUACCUGGACCAGCUGACGAAGGAGGAGGAGACCUUUGUCUUCACAGCCACGCAGGACUUCCCCGUGAGGAACCUCCAGCCGGCCACCGUGACGCUGUACGACUACUACGAGACGGGUGACCGCACGGAUGCUGCCUACAGCGCUCCUUGCAGCUCAGAGGCUGACAGCCAGGCAAAGGAGAAUUUCUAGUGGAGCCUGAGGUGUGGCUGCCGGUCCCUCUCUGCUCAUCCCAAUGCCCUCAGCCAAGAACCAGGACAGCCAAAGAUUUCUGCUCCCCCUGGUCACAGCCCCAAGCCCUCCACGGGGGGAGAACACGGCCCAGGCUCUCACAGCACCAUCAGCAGCCAGCACAGCACAGACUCGAGAGCUUCUCCCCACAGUGCAGCUCCUCCCCUGCCAGACCCAGGGCAGGGAUGUCUCGGGGCUCUGCAUCACCCUGCCACAGACGGUUUUAUGGGAACACCCUGGUGCAGCUCCCUCCACAAACAGCGCUGCCACUAAAAGGGAUCUGGGGAUAACUCUGCAAUCUCAUCACAACAGGUUUAGGCCCUUGUUACCUGCCCUGGGUCUAAAUAAAUACAUUUUCUUAAGUGCAUCUUUUCUCUUUGUAUUCCUUCUCCUAAACUUGCUGUGUCCCCCCACUUGGAGAGGGCAGUGGGGCUGACCAGAGGCUGGGGAGGUGGCUACUGUGGAUGACGCUGGGCAGGGAGGGACUCCUGGGGCUGGCUGGCUGUUUGGCCCAGAGAUAAAUUGAGGUGUGCCGAGGUGAGCAGGCUAACCCCAGUGUUAG
This is a messenger RNA of Cygnus olor (mute swan), 5193 nucleotides long. RefSeq names its product alpha-2-macroglobulin-like protein 1. The record is from RefSeq and is a predicted model, not a curated record. Gene Ontology annotation, molecular function: endopeptidase inhibitor activity. Lineage: Eukaryota; Metazoa; Chordata; Aves; Anseriformes; Anatidae. Gene Ontology annotation, cellular component: extracellular region.